Volvox carteri f. nagariensis is the source of this 522-nucleotide messenger RNA. RefSeq lists its product as uncharacterized. The transcript has 3 exons. Lineage: Eukaryota; Viridiplantae; Chlorophyta; Chlorophyceae; Chlamydomonadales; Volvocaceae. The coding region runs from base 1 to 522 and encodes 173 amino acids. The record is from RefSeq and is a predicted model, not a curated record.
AUGCGUUUUGUUGGGGAGCCCUCCGUCAUCCUCAAUGACCUGCAAAUGCGCGCGCUGGCGUCCGCCGUCCCUCCUCUCGAGCGCAUGAAGGACUGGGUGCUGUCGUAUAGUACGGCAAAGCACGGGAUCAGCCUUCAGACGCUGUACCGCCGAGCUGUCGGCGGUAUGCCCACCAUCUUGCUGGUCCGGGACUUUGGAGGCUUCGUCUUUGGAUGCUUCACCCCGGACAGCUGGCGGGUGGCUCCCCGGUACUACGGCUCGGGGGAGACGUUCGUGUUCCAGCUUGAGCCACACCGCGUGGCCUAUCCCUGGCGCUCCAUGAGCAAAACCAAGAAUGACCUCUUUCAGUACGGCACUCCGGAGUGUCUCGCGGUGGGCGGUGUUGGCCACUUCGCUAUCUGGCUGGAUGCCGAGUUGUUGUCGGGGUCCUCGGGCAUAUGUGGCACCUUCGGCAGCCCCUGCCUGGCGAACGGAGAGGAAUUCAGGGUGCAGCACUUGGAGGUGUGGCAGACCACGCAGUGA